This is a messenger RNA of Gordionus sp. m RMFG-2023, 1149 nucleotides long. Its product is annotated as probable serine/threonine-protein kinase clkA. NCBI's taxonomy places the organism in Eukaryota, Metazoa, Nematomorpha, Gordioida, Chordodea, Parachordodidae. The transcript is spliced from 2 exons. The record is from RefSeq and is a predicted model, not a curated record. Bases 1 to 1149 code for a protein of 382 amino acids.
AUGGUGGAGAUAGGAAUUAGAUUAGAUAGCAUUAAUGAUAAACUAGAUAUUGAUAAUAUAAGUUUUAUGAAUCACGAUAAAAGGUCUGACAAAGAUAAAAACUUUAACAUUAGAAAUAGAAAUAACAAUAAUAAUUAUUCUAGACCUAAUAAUGAUUUUAGAAAUAAUUUUAGACAAAAUUAUGAUAAUAUAGAUAAUAAUUUUAAUAGGAAUUAUGACAAUAAUAAUUUUAGAUACUAUGAUAGGAAUUACUGUAAUAAUAAUUCUAGAAACCAUGAUAAUUAUAAUAACUUAAACUAUAAAAACUAUCGCUACAACAAUAAUAAUCAAUCUAAUUAUGGUAGAAAUGAUACAUGGCAUAAUAAUAAUCAAAGAAAACAGAUCCAAUAUAGUAACGGACAUAAUAAUUACCAAUCCUAUAGUAACAAUUCAAAUAAUUAUAGAGGUAGCGACUACAGUCAGAGAAAGCAAAUACAAUAUAACAAUUCAAAUAAUUACAGAGGUAGCGACAACAGUCAGAGAAAGCAAAUACAAUACAACAACAAUGACCAUAAUAUAAAUAAUGAAGAAAUUGUUGAAGAGAAAGUCAACUCUAUAAAAAACAAAGAUGAUAACGAUUUUAACAUAAACAAUUUAUCUGGGGGCAUGCUUAAUGAUAAAGAUAAGGCAUUUAAGACUACUUUAAAAGUGAAUGAUAUUAUAACACCUAUGCAAGUAGACACAGGAUUUAAACAUACCAUCAUACUUCAUGAGUGCGAAUCCAAAUUGACUAAUGGGCCAAUCAACAAAGCAAGUGUCAAGUUACAUUUAAAAAGAGAUGCCCAACCUAAAAUUAUAUCACCGAGACGUAUUCCUUAUUCAAAAAUUGAUCUUGUGAGCAACGAACUUAAAAAAUGGAUGCAUGAUAAAAUUAUUGAGCCGGUGAAUGAUGUUCGAUGGGCAAGUCCUAUUACCGCCGUCUACAAAGAUGAUGGGGGCAUUAGGCUUUGCGCUGAUUUUAAGGACACCGUAAACCCAGCUCUAGAAGAUUUCAGAUACCCACUACCCCGAAUUAUAGAUCUAAUAGCUAAACUUUCAGAAGGAAAGAAAUUUACGAAGAUUAACUUUAAAAAUUCUUUCUUACAGGUCAAAGUUGCAAAAAUAUUUUAA